AUGCAGUUUACCGUUGAGCAGAUUCGCAGUGUGCGAAACAACUACCUUGAGCCACCGUACCCGGGCUUCUCUCUGGAUGAAGUGAUACGACGCCGUCGCUUGACGCAGACGAAGUUGGUGCGCGGUGAGAAUGCCUGGGUUGCGAAGGGCACCGCUCAGACGACGGAGGAGUGGGUGCAGCGGCUGCUGCACGGCACACUGAACAAGUUGACAGAGGAGAACAAGGACAUCAUGAUUGACAAGCUGCUCACCAAGGAGCUCUUUGCCACGGAGGAUAUUAUGAACAUGGUUGUCAACAUCAUCUUCAAGAAGGCGCUAGACGAGCCAGAGAACAGCAAGCUGUACGCCGGCGUGUGCCACAGCCUUGCCUUGUAUGAAGCGAACGUUUUGCGCGAUGGACACAAGGGCGAGCGACCCCAGUCGCAGCUGCGCGACGCCAUCAUCAGCACUGUGCAGCACGAGUUCCGAACGCUCUCCAAGGAGCUGUCGAAGAUGGAAGACAAGUCAGAGGAGGAGCUCGAGUACGAGCGCUCCAACGUGAUGCGGCGCAAACGGUCGAACAUGCGCUUUAUCGGUGAGCUGUACCUUUGCACGGCCCUGACGCACUCGACCAUGUUCACCGUCAUGGAUCUGACGAUGCGCUGCAGCGACAAGACGGGCUUUCCCAGCAGCGAGAACAUCGAACUGCUCGCUGCACUCCUCGACACAAUUGGCGAUCGCCUAGAUAAGAGCCACAAGAAGACGCUGGACCGCUAUUUCACCUCCCUCGAGAACUUCAAUAAGAAGUCCGACUGCCCGUACCCGCCGCGCAUUCGCUUCAAGAUUAUGGACCUGCUGGACCUGCGCAAGCGCGGCUGGGGCUCGAAGCCGAAGCCUGUCAAGACCGCGCUGCCGCCAAGCCACAGCAAGGAUAAAAAGUACGCCACUGCCCCGCCUCCGAAGAAAGGCGGCCGUGACCAGGGCAGCCCCGCCGCUGCCUCGAAGAGCUGGCGCGACGCCACCACGACGAAGACAGGUACUGCAGCAUCACCGGCGCCUUCGGUUGAUAAGGGGCUGAACGGGCGCGGCACGUCGAGUGCCGCGCCGGCAGCCAAAACAGCAGCCUUGUCCUCCUCCGCGGCGGCCACGGCCGCUGCCACUGCACCUGUCGGUGCCUCGUUCCGUGACGAGGCGUCGCCGCAGGCGCCACUCGUGAAGUUCGAGCUGCGUGUGGCGUCGAUGUUCCAGGAGUGGGUGGCGGACCGCACGAACGACGUCAUCCUCCACUGGGUAGACCAGUUCAACACAUGCGAUCGCUUCUUUGAGUCGGAGAGCGAGCUUUGUGUGGUGGUGGCGCAGGAGGUGAUCCACUCGGCUUGCACGACCACCCGCAAGGACGCCCAGCGCGAGGCUUUCAGCUUCCUCGUCGUCGGGCUGUACAUGAUCGACACGGAGGUGUUCGACGGCUUUGCCAGCGCUCUUGCCUCUGCCAUCGAGGACGGCCUUUUGGAAGAUGUCCCAAAGUUUGGAGAGCGCUUCAUGAGUAUGCUGCGCCUCACCUCCACUGAGCAGGAGACGCGCGCCGAUGUGUACUUCGAUGCGGCGAACGUGCUGCGACUGACAUACAAUCGGCUGGAGAGCCCCGACGACUCCGCCGUGGACACGCUGAUGUCCUUCUGGGAUCGCGUGCCGUUGCCGUCCACCGACGAGGAGAACAUGAUUCGCAUGGACCUCGAUGUUGUGUACAGCCUCUGCAACCCCGAGGGUGCGCAGGACGGGCUGGAGAAGCUGCUCAGUCGCAUCAUCCACUCGAUGCUGCAGAUGCAGCUGAUGGACGAGGAGGUGCUGGACGAAUUCCUCUGCCUGGAUGUGGAGGGGGGGCUUUGUGCCAAGGUCAUUGCCGACUACAAGGAGCGCUUCCCCAAGUAA
Molecule: messenger RNA, 1908 nt
Organism: Leishmania mexicana MHOM/GT/2001/U1103
Lineage: Eukaryota; Euglenozoa; Kinetoplastea; Trypanosomatida; Trypanosomatidae
Exons: 1
Coding region: 1-1908 (635 amino acids)
Cellular component (GO): eukaryotic translation initiation factor 4F complex
Molecular function (GO): protein binding; translation initiation factor activity; mRNA binding
Source: RefSeq, a predicted model, not a curated record